GAGAGGAAAAGGAAAUAGCAGACGCAACGCAUGCGCACAGCACAAUGAACAAUUGACAGUAAGGAUUAUUGCCAAGAAAUCUAUUCCGCAAAAUGGGAAAUGAAAAUUCUCUUCCAAUGGAGCUUUGCUCAAACUUUGAUGCAGAUGAAAUCAAAAGACUUGGAAAAAGAUUUAAAAAGCUGGAUUUGGAUAAUUCUGGCUCCUUAAGUGUUGAUGAAUUUAUGACUUUGCCAGAGCUACAACAAAAUCCAUUGGUUCAAAGAGUCAUAGAUAUAUUUGAUACUGAUGGAAAUGGAGAGGUUGAUUUUAAAGAGUUCAUUGAGGGUGUCUCUCAGUUUAGUGUUAGAGGAGACAAGUUAUCCAAGCUGCGAUUUGCAUUCAAGAUCUAUGACAUGGACAAAGAUGGCUAUAUUUCCAAUGGAGAGCUUUUCCAAGUGUUAAAAAUGAUGGUUGGAAAUAAUCUUAAGGAUACUCAAUUACAACAGAUAGUCGAUAAAACUAUCAUUCAUGCUGACACAGAUGGGGAUGGAAAGAUUUCUUUUGAGGAGUUUUGUGCAGUUGUUGGAAACAUGGAUGUUCAUAAAAAGAUGGUUGUAGAUGUUUAGUUUUCACCUCAUACAUAUUUUUUUUAAAUAAUGUAAUUUAUUUCCAUGACAUGUAUUUAUGAAACUUCGAUUUUAUUUGUUAUAUGCAUGUUUGUAUUAAUGGAAUUUUGUCUAUAAUGUAAAUAAACUUUUUUAAAUCUUUCUUCUGCACAUGCAAGUGGAUUACAAUAUAGAAUUUAUGUAAUUAAUAGAUACAGUGCAAUAAGAACCUUGCACUCGCAUUAUAUCAAUGUAUGUUAUGCUGCAUGAUAAGUUUUGAAUUAUGUGUGUUGUUCUGGUUGAAGGACACAAUGAAUACACCGUGUUAAGAACACAUUAUUAUACUAUAUAUAUGUGUGUGUUAUCAAAUGCCAGCACAGGCGCAUGAUGUCAUAUAUUAUUUUCAUAAUAAAAAUAUAUAUUCACCCCCUACUUAAUCAGGUAGGGGUUAUAUUUUUGUAUUAUGAGGAAAAUAUAUAACGCCAGAUGCUUGUGUAUACCAGGUAUAUACAUGUAUUUGUAAAUUGAAUAGAAUUUGAAUCUAUUGGCAAACUUUUAUGAUCUUAUCCAACAUAAAUUUUACUUUAAGAAAUCCAUAACUUAUGUUUUCUCAAAUAAAAUAAUGUUGUUCA
Magallana angulata is the source of this 1216-nucleotide messenger RNA. RefSeq names its product calcineurin subunit B type 1. The coding region runs from base 93 to 605 and encodes 170 amino acids. The transcript has 6 exons. The record is from RefSeq and is a predicted model, not a curated record. NCBI's taxonomy places the organism in Eukaryota, Metazoa, Mollusca, Bivalvia, Ostreida, Ostreidae. Gene Ontology annotation, molecular function: calcium ion binding; calcium-dependent protein serine/threonine phosphatase regulator activity.